Molecule: messenger RNA, 1465 nt
Organism: Rhodamnia argentea
Lineage: Eukaryota; Viridiplantae; Streptophyta; Magnoliopsida; Myrtales; Myrtaceae
Product: probable inactive purple acid phosphatase 28
Exons: 4
Coding region: 139-1317 (392 amino acids)
Cellular component (GO): cytoplasm
Molecular function (GO): hydrolase activity, acting on ester bonds
Source: RefSeq, a predicted model, not a curated record
GACAGCUGAACUGUGUAGCUAAACAGCACAAAAAAGAAACAAUCUGCAGUUUGUUGAUUGCCGGAUCUUGUUCUUCAAGUUGAAUCUAAAAACUACCAAAAAGACUUGAAGCGUAUCAAACGAGCGAAGGAGAUCUAGAUGACAGAUUCCAAAUGGAAGCAAUCCAUUCUCUACUUGGCGUCCAUCUAUACACUUCUGUACCUCGUCCACUCCUCCAUCCUCCACAAGCUCUUGCUCGGCCACGAGAAGCUCCACAUCAAGAGAAAGCCGGUUCUUCCCCUCCGAUUUCGCCCCGACGGCACCUUCAAGAUCUUGCAGGUGGCCGAUAUGCACUAUGCAAAUGGGGUCAUGACUCGGUGCAGAGACGUGUUGCCGUCGGAGUUCGGAGAGUGCUCUGAUCUCAAUACGACCCGCUUCGUCAAACGGAUGAUUGAGUCUGAAAAGCCUGAUUUCAUCGCCUUCACGGGUGAUAAUAUUUUUGGCCCAAGCACUGCUGAUGCUGCUGAAUCUCUGUUUGGAGCCUUUGUUCCAGCAGUGGAAUCUAAGCUUCCAUGGGCAGCAAUUCUAGGAAACCAUGACCAAGAGUCUACAAUGGAUCGAGAAGAACUGAUGUCUUUUAUAUCUCUAAUGGAUUACUCAGUCUCACAGAUUAAUCCAUCUCAUGAUGAUCUAGCUACCUCGGACAUUGAUGGGUACGGAAACUAUCAUCUGGGUGUGCAUGGUCCUCCUGGCUCUAAGUGGGCAAAUAGCAGCAUCCUCAAUCUUUUCUUUCUUGAUAGUGGAGAUAGGGCAGUUGUUCAAGGAAUACGGACUUACGGUUGGAUUAAGGAAUCACAACUUCGGUGGCUAGUUGGAUUGUCUGAGAAACUCCGGGGUGGACGACUGGAGGAGACUGAUGCUUCAUUCCCAGCUCUUGUGUUUUUCCACAUUCCAAUCCCAGAAGUACGGGAGCUCUAUUACCAAAAGAUUGUGGGCCAGUUCCAGGAGGCGGUCGCUUGUUCGUCCAUCAACUCAGGGGUUUUAAAGACAUUUAUUUUGAUGAGAGAUGUGAAAGCCUUUUUCGUGGGCCAUGAUCAUACAAACGACUUCUGUGGGAACAUUGAUGGUGUAUGGGUUUGCUAUGGUGGAGGCUGUGGUUACCACGGGUAUGGUAAGGCGGGGUGGCCGAGAAGAGCUAGGGUCAUUACAGCGGAACUUGGGAAGAGUCACAGGGACUGGACCGGGGUUGAGAGGAUCAGUACUUGGAAACGGCUAGAUGAUGAGGAGCUGAGCAUGAUAGAUGAACAGGUUCUCUGGGAUUCUGGAUCAACCUCAUGAAGACAACCAGAGGUACAACUGCUUCUGAAUUGACUGUAACUGUUGCAUAUUCUUCUGUAAAAUAUUGUUGCCAAGAGUCAUGACUGUACUUCAGAAAACUCUUCUUAAAGUAUGAUAAUUGAUACUCUUUCUCAAGAGCUUCCAAAUA